GAUGAUUGGGGAAGCACAAACCGUGGUUGAAAUGAUGAUUGAAAGAGAUAUUGAACCUAAUACUGUUACGUACAGUUCACUAAUGAAUGGUUGUUGUUUGCGAGGAAGAAUGGACAAAGCGAAAAAGGUUUUUGAACUAAUGCUUAGCAAGGGCUCCAUGGUUGAUGCUUUUAGUUAUAGCAUAUUGAUAAACGGAUUUUGUAAGCAUAAGAUGAUGGAUGAGGCCAUGAUGCUUCUUGGGGAAAUGUCUAGUAAAGGGCUGGUUGCAGAUACCGUUACUUAUAGUACUCUUGUGGACGGUUGUUGCAAAAUGGGCAAAAUACGUGAUGCACAACAGCUGUUCUCUAAGAUGCAAGCUUGUGGCCAACUUCCAGAUGUUCAAACUUAUGCUAUUCUACUGGAUGGCCUGUGUAAAAGCCGACAACUUUCUACAGCAAUGCAAUUGUUUAGAGAGAUGGAAGGGAAGAGGUUUGAUCUAAAUAUUGUGAUUUACAAUAUUCUAAUUGACGGUUUGUGCAUAGCUGGAAAAAUUGAAUCUGCAAGGGAUCUGUUUUGUGGUUUAUCAUCCAGAGGACUUCAACCAAAUGCGAGGACAUAUAACAUAAUGAUUAAAGGACUCUGUAUUGGGGGCCUGACAAGUGAAGCAGAAAAGCUGCUCGCCGAAAUGGAAGAGAAAGGUUGUUCUCCAGAUGGGUAUACGUAUAACAUAAUUAUUCGAGGGUUCAUCAAUAACAAUGGGACAGUAAGAGCGAUGGGACUUAUUCAACAAAUGGUGGAAAGGGGUUUCUCUGCAGAUGCAUCAACUACAGAAUUGAUAGUUGAUUUAUUGUGUAAAGAUAAAGUGGAUCCAGCAUUGUUGCCAUUGAUAAAAAGAGAAUUAUGAACUUAACUCGCCUCUUUGAAAGUUGAAACACAUCUUCUAUCACAGUAAACAUUGAGACUGCAAGUGGAUUUCGUUGAAUUUUUGGUCUGAAUGAUUGUUGAUGAGGGAGUUACUGAGUGUUUUUCAUUUUAGUAUGAGGAAUCUUUUACAACCAUAAUUCUUCUCAAUUAUCAAUAGUAUGUUUUUUUUUUUACUAAUAGUUAUAUACAUUCUAUAAAUUGCCAUCAAAGUGGGUUGGGUAUUGGGUAUUGGAUAUUGAUAUGCAUUGAGUUUUAUAAGAACUGGGUCCUUUUGACUUUUAUACAUCAUUUGGAUAUGCUCUAAGGUGUAUAGCGUUAUCGGGUUAUUUGGUCAGACAAUACCUCAAAAAAUUUGUCCCCUAUUCUUUUCAUAUUCUUUUCAUAUUUUUUAAGUCUUUCUUUUGAGGUUUCCUUAACUCUUGACCUUUCAAUUGGGGACUUGCUUGAAGUCGGAUUGUAAUGCCCAUGUCAUUGGAAGAGGUAAAUGCAGUUAACAAGUUCAUGAUUUUGUAAAAGAACUAUGAACUAUGCAGUAUCAAGUAGCGCAGAUGUACGUUGUUAGGAAGAUGCAGCAACAGAACAAAUCCUUUGAAGAUGAUGUACUUUGGUCAGUACUCUUUCAAAAUUUACCAUCUACAAAGGUAAAUCAAUACACGUAAUAUGUGGUCGGUUUAAGUUGCUGCCAAAAUGGCAAAUGAAAGGCGUUCCUCUAGUUUUAGAACCCCUUAUUGUUUAGUGAACAGUGAACAAAAGAUUAUCUUAAACUGAAGGUGUGCUGUUUUAUGGAGUAAGGAGAAACCUGAAAGGUUGUGCUUCACUCUUUAGUUAAUUGCACAGUAACCAUAAUCACCUAGAGAGUUUUGGUCUACGUGGGAGCAUUGAUACGGCUUAGGUUCCUACAUAUAUGAUGGCCUUACUAUUUCCUUCCUCUUUAUUUUGGUGAAGUAGAACGACUGUUAAUAAUGUUUCAUGCAGACAUUUAUUUUAUGAAUUCCAAGGUUACAUUAUCUUAUUCAGCAAAGCUCCUACUUGGCUUACCACUUUUGCACCAGCUGGUGCUCUCAUCAUGCAAGAGGAAGCCUGGAAGGCAUACCCAAGAUGCAAAACAGGUUUUCCAUGUGUUCUUGAUGUCAAUUUUUGUAUAUCUUUUUCGUUAAACACACUUCAAAUUUGUUACAACAUGGUAUUUGGUUGUCUGUAAAUGGAUGCUCUACGGCACAGUAAUCAAGUGCCCAUACUUUACCAAGUUUCAGCUGACAUUGAAACAGUUCACAGGGCUGACAAUGGACAGACAAAUAAUGAUAAGUCGAAGCCAGUUAUGACAGCGUACAAAGUCAUCACCAAUGAUGCACCAUAUUGGGGUUCUGGCUAUAGAAUUGAACACACUUUGCUACUGGAACUUGGGAGGCCGACUUUGGUGAAGAGUAUGGAAGAUUUCGACCAGGGAUUAUUACCUGAAAGCAAAGACAUUUAUAGUGGACAGAGGGCUCAACUUUCAACUUAAAUCCACACAGCAUGGCCUUUCGUUGACAUGGAGCAAAUUUGUUAUACUUGUGUUGGGUUCUAAUGACAAUCAGGUCCGUCCGUCACAUAACAGCAGGCCCCACCUAUUUCCUAUUCGACUGCGAAGGACGUACUGAAGGAAUGUCAAUUGAAAUGCAGGGGUUGAAAUUGUUUUCCUGCUGAUACAUUUGGCAACAUAAACUUGACAGAAGAGUGUAUAGCACGCUAACAUGUAUCAUAGCCAGAUAAAUUAUCAAAGAAGGAAAUACCCAGAUAGGAGAUUUUCUGCUUGUGUUGUUGUACCAUAGUUACAUUGUUCUGUUACCUUUAAAAAGAAUUGUAGAUCAGGCUUGAUGGAAAGCACCACAUUCAUAAUUU
This is a messenger RNA of Prunus avium (sweet cherry), 2784 nucleotides long. NCBI's taxonomy places the organism in Eukaryota, Viridiplantae, Streptophyta, Magnoliopsida, Rosales, Rosaceae. The record is from RefSeq and is a predicted model, not a curated record.